Molecule: messenger RNA, 688 nt
Organism: Talpa occidentalis (Iberian mole)
Lineage: Eukaryota; Metazoa; Chordata; Mammalia; Eulipotyphla; Talpidae
Gene: CACNG1
Product: calcium voltage-gated channel auxiliary subunit gamma 1
Exons: 4
Coding region: 14-688 (224 amino acids)
Biological process (GO): calcium ion transmembrane transport; regulation of calcium ion transmembrane transport via high voltage-gated calcium channel
Cellular component (GO): L-type voltage-gated calcium channel complex; membrane
Molecular function (GO): calcium channel regulator activity; voltage-gated calcium channel activity
Source: RefSeq, a predicted model, not a curated record
CCCGGCGGCCACCAUGUCCCAGACCAAAACACUGAAGGUCCGCGGGACCCUCGUCUGCAUCCUGGCGGGCAUCGUACUGGCCAUGGUGGCCACGGUGACAGACCACUGGGCCGUGCUGAGCCCCCGGGUGGAACACCAGAAUGGCACCUGCCAGGUGGCCCACUUCGGCCUCUGGCGCCUUUGUAUCAAGCGCAUUGCCGUGAUCGACAGCAGGGACAAGAGCUGCGGACCCAUCUCCCUGCCUGGGGAGAAAAACUGUUCCUACUUCAGGCAUUUUAAUCCAGGCGAGAGCUCGGAGAUCUUCGAAGUCACCACUCAGAAAGACUACAGCAUCUCGGCAGCCGCCAUCACCAUCUUCAGCCUGGGCUUCAUCAUCCUGGGGACCCUGUGCGUGCUCCUAUCCCUCAGGAAGCGGCGGGACUACCUGCUGAGGCCCGCGGCCAUGUUCUACGCCUUUGCAGGUCUCUGCAUCUUCGUGUCGGUGGAGGUGAUGCGGCAGUCGGUGGCGCGCAUGGUGGCCAGCGAGGACACCGCGUGGAUGCAGCACCGCUACGCCUGGUCCUUCGCCUGCGCCUGCGCCGCCUGCGCCCUGCUGGUGCUGGGGGGCCUGGCGCUGCUGGCCUGCUCGCUGCCGCGGAUGCCCCGCAACCCCUGGGAGUCCUGCAUGGACGCCGAGCACGAGCACUAG